Messenger RNA from Macadamia integrifolia, 913 nucleotides. Its product is annotated as probable protein phosphatase 2C 60. Lineage: Eukaryota; Viridiplantae; Streptophyta; Magnoliopsida; Proteales; Proteaceae. The record is from RefSeq and is a predicted model, not a curated record. Gene Ontology annotation, molecular function: cation binding; protein serine/threonine phosphatase activity. Gene Ontology annotation, biological process: protein dephosphorylation.
GGACCCCACUCUGAUUUCUCUGGACCAACAUCUGGAAGCACGGCUUGUGUUGCUAUUAUCCGAAACAAUCAACUUCUUGUUGCAAAUGCGGGUGAUUCUCGGUGUGUAAUCUCUAGGAAGGGGCAGGCAUACAAUUUAUCAAGAGAUCAUAAACCUGACCUUGAGGUUGAGAAGGAAAGGAUCUUAAAAGCUGGUGGUUUCAUUCACGCAGGACGUGUCAAUGGAAGUUUGAACUUAGCAAGAGCUAUUGGUGAUAUGGAAUUCAAGCAGAACAAAUAUUUGCCUGCUGAAAAGCAAAUCGUCACUGCCAAUCCAGACAUAAAUACUGUUGAGCUUUGUGGGGAUGAUGAUUUUAUCGUGCUUGCAUGUGAUGGCAUUUGGGAUUGCAUGUCGAGCCAGCAACUAGUUGAUUUUGUGCAUGAACAACUGAAGAUUGAAAGCAAGCUUUCAGUGGUUUGCGAAAGAGUAUUGGACAGGUGCUUAGCACCAUCAACGGCUGGUGGUGAGGGAUGUGAUAACAUGACGAUGAUCCUGGUGCAGUUCAAGAAACCGAGUGUGUCCAUAGCAGCACCCAUGGCGGAAGAGUCAUUGGCAUCUGAUCCUGCAGAAGCCAAUCCAAAACCAGUUGAGACUGAUUCAAAACCUGCAGAUAAUGAAGCAAAUUAGAGAUACAUAUAGUCAAUAGAUGGUUGGAUCCUAUUUUCAGGAGCUCUGAUUGUUAGGGAUUCUCCUUUGACUUGUAAGAUUUGGAUUCUCACAAUAUAUCUGUAAAUUUUGAUGGCUUAGUAUAAACUGAGUAAAGAAUAGAUUAGCAAGGUUUUGAGUGUGUACAUGUGGUUGCCUAUGGUUUGUGUAGCUCAACUACAGUAGAACUGUUGGGAAUAAAAGUGUACAGAUGCCUCUUAACCAUCAA